AUGGUGCCUAAGCUUCCCAUCGAGAUUAUCUUGACCAUCUGCAAAGACGCAGCCCAGCCGACGUUUUCUCAAAAGGAGAAAUAUGACAUUAAAAAUCCUUACUCAACCGCCCUCUCCUUAUGUCUCGUCUCUCCACUUGUCAGACGCAUCAUCCUCCCCAAUUUCCUGCACACGAUCUUGCUCCGCCGACGUCACAGCUUAAAGAAGUUCGCAAAUGCUUUGCUUAUGCAGCAAGCGUACGCUGAGAAAAAGAGCGAUUUUUUCUUUGACUAUACCUCCGCUGUACAGAGGAUGUGGAUUAGUGACGCAUUUGACUAUUUCGUCUAUGCAAAGGCCCGGUCGGAGGACCAAGACUCUCCCUUUUUUUGGCAGAUCAGAAAUUUGCCCCCAGCCAAAGAUGAGGAGCGCGCGCGCAACAUAAGCGUGUUGCUUCCAGUGAUCCUUGCUGCGCCAGAACUUGCGGUUGACCGUCACCAUUUAUGGGAUAUCCAGGACAGCGUGCAAGAUGCAUGGUCUUCUCGCACAGAUCUUAAUGUCGGCGGACACUCUUCUUUUCCUGGGAAAACCAAAAAUCUAACAAUAAUACGUCACGCCGAGCGGCCGAACGUGUAUUACAGCAAUGACACCAUAUUUGUUUUCCUUGCAUCAAUCCCGCAUCUCACUUACCUAAUCAAUUUGGCUGAGGAAUCAAACACUUUUCGCAGCGUCAGCUGUGGUGCAAACUCGCCAAAAAUGCCGGUGUAUUAUUGGAUGAGGAACAGUACGUGGACUUCUAUGGAGAGCCUUGAAACCUUUUCAGUGGUCUACCCGCAUCUGCCUCCUGUCAAGUCAAUUUCAUAUGACGCAUAUGCCACAAGGGGAAUAGACUUGCAUGUGGAGCGAUUCACAGUGUCUGCUGCCCUUUACAAGCAGGAUCCUAACUCCUUCUCGUGGGGGCCACCGUGGUUUCCUGUGACGGAUCCUGGAAAUAAGAGGAUACAAUCGGAUGGUCUUUCCUUCGAGGUUACGCGCGAUAAGACCUACUUGACACGGUAUUUUUGCUCUUGGGAUAAAGCUUGGGCCUGUGGGUUAACCGACGGAUGAGGGGUACUGGAUGUUAGGCAGAUGAUGAUAAAGGCUUUGAUAUGACUAUCUUGGAUAUAUGCUCGCCGCUUGCCGUCGGUUUUCUGUCUUACUGUAGUUUUAUUAUGGACUUCUCAAGCUCAAUGGAUAGGAUGGAGACUGUAUGAAUCAUGAGCCAUUAGCCGCAGCGUGAUCUCAGUUCCAGAUCCCAGAGAGUGAAAGGAAACCAACAACAGCAGGUGCAUGAUGUCGCAUGCGAUAGACCGACGAACAAAGCAAACAAUUGAAGAAGGUUGUAAAAAUUUCACGCUAGACCCAUUAACCACGCA
This is a messenger RNA of Suillus discolor, 1391 nucleotides long. RefSeq lists its product as uncharacterized. Lineage: Eukaryota; Fungi; Basidiomycota; Agaricomycetes; Boletales; Suillaceae. The transcript has a single exon. Bases 1 to 1083 code for a protein of 360 amino acids. The record is from RefSeq and is a predicted model, not a curated record.